GCCAAUGUAUGAGAUAUAAUUGGAACGGACAAAGUCCAGCUAAAAGUUUAUUUGUUUUCUACAAAAAAAUGAAUCAAGUUGAAACAGAGCCAUGUGAACGAUGGACAUUGAUUAGACCGGGUAUAAUGACGCAGCAUUAGGUUUUUUAACUAUCAAUUUUUGUAACUGAUAUUUAUCAUACAUGUAGUUAGAAGCACAAUCGUCUUGGAUUUUUUUCAAAAGAAAUCGCAAGCAGCUUUAAAUAAGCGAAGUUCUGGUUUCACCGCUGUGUGUUUUCUGCAAAGUAACAGCGAGUAUGGCCAGGGGAAUGACGCGGGUACUGGAGUGGGUGAUCGUCUUGUAUUUCACCAGUCACAUUCUGAUAACGAUCUGCGUCGAUUCACAAAUGAUCCUGCCGUCACGGCUGUUUCCGCAGGGGCUUCGAGAUAUCUUGACUGACCACUGCGAACGGUUUAAGGAUCCCUUGACCUGCACCCCGGAUCCCCACCCAUGGUUCCUUUCCUUUGUCUACGGUGAAUGCUUGUUGCAGUUUCCGUUCUUCUUCGUUGCUGUGUACGCCUUCUACAAAGGGAGCUGUAAGUGGAUUCGCAUCCCGUCCAUCAUCUACUCGGUCCACACUAUGACCACCCUUCAGGCAAUCCUAUCUCAGAUCUUGUUUCAGGACUUCACCAACUCCCCAUCCCCAGGACCCACGACCACACAAGAAAGACUGCUACUGUCCCUGUUCUUCUGGCCCUACGCCAUCCUGCCACUGUGUAUUCUGCUGUUGGUGUCGUUCAGCAAGGACUACAAUCCGAGUCUGGAUACUCAGACCAACGUCCGUGCCGCUCGAUCGACAAAACACAAAAUGCGUUAGGUUGCUUUUAAAGUGU
Patiria miniata (bat star) is the source of this 872-nucleotide messenger RNA. RefSeq names its product sigma intracellular receptor 2-like. The coding region runs from base 296 to 856 and encodes 186 amino acids. The record is from RefSeq and is a predicted model, not a curated record. The transcript has 3 exons. Gene Ontology annotation, cellular component: endoplasmic reticulum. NCBI's taxonomy places the organism in Eukaryota, Metazoa, Echinodermata, Asteroidea, Valvatida, Asterinidae.